Messenger RNA from Octodon degus (degu), 2877 nucleotides. RefSeq names its product DDHD domain containing 2 (gene Ddhd2). Gene Ontology annotation, molecular function: metal ion binding; protein binding; triacylglycerol lipase activity. The transcript has 17 exons. The record is from RefSeq and is a predicted model, not a curated record. Gene Ontology annotation, cellular component: COPII-coated ER to Golgi transport vesicle. Lineage: Eukaryota; Metazoa; Chordata; Mammalia; Rodentia; Octodontidae. The coding region runs from base 160 to 2301 and encodes 713 amino acids.
CCCACCCUAGCUGGCUCUCGGCGCUCCCGGCUACCUCGCCGGUCGGCUCACCGCCCUGCCCGCUGGGGGCGCUGAGAGCCGGGCCCCGCCGGGGACGAGCCGGGCGGUCCUCGGCCGGCGCAGGAGCGCGCGCGGGCGGCGGGGCUACCAGAGAGAGCAAUGUCAUCAGUGGAAUCACACCAGGAGCAGCUGUCUCAAUCCGAUCCAUCCCCCUCACCAAACUCAUGUAGUUCCUUUGAGCUAAUAGAUAUGGAUGCUGGCAGUUUGUAUGAACCAGUUUCUCCACAUUGGUUUUAUUGUAAGAUAAUAGAUUCUAAGGAGACAUGGAUUCCAUUCAACUCUGAGGAUUCACAGCAGCUGGAAGAGGCAUAUGACUCUGGAAAGGAUUGUAAUGGAACAGUGGUCCCCACCGAUGGAGGCAGGUAUGAUGUUCACCUGGGGGAAAGGAUGCGGUAUGCUGUGUACUGGGAUGAACAAGCUUCUGAAGUGAGACGCUGUACCUGGUUCUACAAGGGAGAUAAAGACAAUAAAUAUGUUCCCUACUCAGAGAGCUUCAGCCAAGUUUUAGAGGAAACUUACAUGCUUGCUGUAACUCUGGAUGAGUGGAAAAAGAAACUGGAGUCUCCCAAUAGAGAAAUUAUUAUAUUACACAAUCCAAAGCUAAUGGUGCAUUACCAGCCAAUUGCAGGGUCUGAUGAAUGGGGUUCAACACCCACUGAGCAAGGCCGGCCAAGAACAGUGAAGAGGGGUGUCGAGAACAUCUCUGUUGUCAUCCAUUCUGGAGAACCAUUACAGAUCGAUCACUUGGUCUUUGUAGUCCACGGGAUUGGGCCAGCCUGUGAUCUCCGCUUCCGAAGCAUCGUGCAGUGUGUUAAUGACUUUCGCAGUGUUUCCUUGAACUUACUACAGACACAUUUUAAGAAAGCUCAAGAAAACCAGCAGAUUGGAAGAGUAGAAUUUCUUCCAGUCAACUGGCACAGUCCUCUGCAUUCGACUGGUGUGGAUAUAGAUCUGCAGCGGAUAACCCUGCCUAGCAUCAACCGGCUCCGGCACUUCACCAAUGACACCAUCCUGGACGUCUUCUUCUACAACAGUCCCACCUUCUGCCAGACCAUUGUGGACACAGUGGCUUCAGAGAUGAACCGGCUCUAUACACUCUUUCUGCAGAGAAACCCCAAUUUCAAAGGCGGUGUAUCCAUUGCUGGUCAUAGUUUAGGUUCGCUUAUAUUGUUUGAUAUCCUAACAAAUCAGAAAGAUUCUUUGGGGGAUAUUAACAGUGAAAAGGAUUUGCUAAAUAUUGUCGUGGAUCAUGAAGACAUGGCCACCCUGGAGGAAGAGUUGAAGAAACUUCAGCUCUCUGAAUUCAUUAAUAUCUUUGAGAAGGAGAAAGUAGAUAAGGAAGCUCUGGCUUUAUGCACAGACAAAGAUCUUCAGGAAAUGGGAAUUCCCUUAGGACCAAGAAAGAAGAUACUGAACUAUUUCAAGAGCAGAAGAGAUUUACAGGAUGUUAGUCAACCAAGCAUACAAUCAGCUCUGGGGAUGAACUUCCCCAGGGAGUCUGAGCCCCCCACCUGCAGCAGAACAGAUGACACUCGAAAGGCUGAGUAUUUGGAUGUCAGCAUCGGGCAGGUGUCUGUAAAGUACCCCCGGCUCAUCUACAAACCAGAAAUAUUUUUUGCCUUUGGCUCGCCAAUUGGGAUGUUCCUUACUGUCCGAGGGCUAAAGAGAAUUGAUCCCAAUUACAAAUUUCCAACGUGCAAAGGUUUCUUCAAUAUUUAUCAUCCAUUUGAUCCUGUGGCCUAUCGGAUUGAACCAAUGGUAGUUCCAGGAUUGGAGUUUGAGCCAAUGCUGAUCCCACAUCAUAAAGGCAGGAAGCGGAUGCACUUAGAACUGAGAGAGGGCCUGACCAGGAUGAGUAUGGACCUGAAGAACAACUUGCUGGGGUCACUGCGGAUGGCCUGGAAGUCUUUCACCAGAGCACCUUACCCUGCCUUACAGGUGGCAGAGACCACAGAAGAAGUUGAAGUAGAGGCUGAGUCCAGUUCAGAGAAGGCCAGUGAUGGCAGCACUGAGGCCUCAGCUGCACAGGAUGAGGCACCUGUGAGCAUCAGUGUGGGCCUGCUUAAUGGAGGCCGGCGCAUCGACUAUGUGCUGCAGGAAAAACCCAUUGAGAGCUUCAAUGAGUACUUAUUCGCUCUGCAGAGUCAUCUCUGCUACUGGGAAUCUGAAGAUACAGUGUUGCUGGUCCUCAAAGAAAUCUACCAAACCCAGGGGAUUUUCCUUGAUCAGCCCUUACAGUAAAAGGGCCCUGUUUUGGCUACUUAAUGUAAGCAUUUGGUGUCACACACAGGAUCGUGCUUACAUAACAUGUUAUAGAGAACCAUGGAGCCUCCUGCUCUGUGUAAAUACACCUUUCUGUGGCCGGUGACCCAAAUCCAGGCCGUUACUCAUUUUCCAAGGGAUGGGGGAAAUGAGUAACACACUUAGAGGAAGGUUUUGUCCUGUGACAUCUGUUGUCUUCUAGGAUUUGAUCUCAGAACCUUACUAGGCACGAUCUGCUGCGGGUCAGCAUGGUGGCAGUCAGCACCUGAGACAGACUAGAAACACUGAGCGUGUGUGCUGGCCUGGCCUGUUCUGGCUGCUGUCAGAUGUGCCUGCGUGGUGACCUCUCCCACCCUUCCUGCUCCUCAGAUGCGUGUGGGCUGCAUGUUGCCUGCCACUUCCUCAUCUUUGAGGUCUUGAAAACUGAUGUUUCUUUUUGGAAUGAGCAGAAAACCCAAGGGAAGACUCUAGCACCUGGGGGGUGUUACUGGGUAUUGAACCCAGGGCCUUCACGCUAAAUUACAUUCCUAGUUCUUUUUUAUUUUUGAAUUUUGA